AAAGGUAUGUGUCAGUGAAAUGGUAUGACAUGAGCUAAAAAUAUAUAAACUUAAUGUUCUAGCUAGGACAGAAGAUGUAACGCAACAAGAAAUAAUUUUUUAUAUGUUUUGCCUUUUCUGAAUUAUUUUUUCUUUUUUUUUAGGCACAACUGAAUGUAAUUUCCCUCAGUGUAAUGGAAGUUGUCCGUGUUUUGGAGAAGUUGGGCAGCAGCUGAUCUUUCAUUUGACAAAUCAAGUAAAUACUUAUGUUACUUUGAUGAAGGAUGGCAAACAGAGGAUUUUAAAAUCAGACAAACCUGGAACAGUGACACGCUAUGAUCACAACGUAAAACAGUCUGAAGGCAUCUAUGGCGGAACAGUGAAGCUUGGUAAAGCCACGAAGAGACACUCUGGAGAUUACACGUUGGAAGAACACGGAUCUGAUGGCAUUUUAUUGAGAAAAGUCACUGUGCAUCUAGAAAUACAAGCUCCAGUGCCAAAGCCAGUUGUGUCUCAGACGUGCUUGUCACCAGAGCAGAUGACAGUCAGCUGCUCCUAUGAAGGAGAUGGAGCAGAGAUCAUUUUCAAGUUGGACAGUCAGUUACUGAUACAAACCGGAAACCACAGAAUCUCACUGGGUAACUGGCCAGCCAACAAAUCCAGUGUAACCGUCAACUUACAUGGCCAGCUGACUGGAAACUUGACAUGUCAAAUCAAGAGCAGUGGCAGGAGUCAAGGAACUUUUAUUCGACUGGAAGCCUGUAAAGCUCCAGUGCCAAAGCCAGUUGUGUCUCAAACAUGCUUGUCACCAGAGAAGAUGACAGUCAGCUGCUCCUAUGAAGGAGAUGGAGCAGAGAUCAUUUUCAAGUUGGACAGUCAGUUACUGAUACAAACCAGAAACAACAGCGUCUCACUGGGGAACUGGCCAGCCAACAAAUCCAUUGUAACCGUCAACUUACAUGGCCAGCUGACUGGAAACUUGACAUGUCAAAUCAAGAGCAGUGGCAGGAGUCAAGGAACUUUUAUUCGACUGGAAGCCUGUAAAGGUAUAUGAUCAAUUUCUAUAAUUGUUAUUAGCUUAAUUUCUCUGAUGAGCUAUAAUAAGUCACACAUGGAUU
Molecule: messenger RNA, 1097 nt
Organism: Mugil cephalus (flathead mullet)
Lineage: Eukaryota; Metazoa; Chordata; Actinopteri; Mugiliformes; Mugilidae
Exons: 3
Coding region: 257-1033 (258 amino acids)
Source: RefSeq, a predicted model, not a curated record